Molecule: messenger RNA, 6056 nt
Organism: Lagopus leucura (white-tailed ptarmigan)
Lineage: Eukaryota; Metazoa; Chordata; Aves; Galliformes; Phasianidae
Gene: PRKG1
Product: protein kinase cGMP-dependent 1
Exons: 18
Coding region: 85-2145 (686 amino acids)
Biological process (GO): protein phosphorylation
Molecular function (GO): cGMP-dependent protein kinase activity; ATP binding
Source: RefSeq, a predicted model, not a curated record
GGAGGGGGCGCGGGGAAGUCGGGCCGAGCGCCGGGUGGCUCCCAGUGGAAAGUUGUCGGGAGAGGCUCUGGGCGAGCGGGGAGCAUGGGCACGUUGCGGGAUUUACAGUACGCGCUGCAGGAGAAAAUCGAGGAGCUGCGGCAGCGGGAUGCGCUGAUCGACGAGCUGGAGCUGGAGCUGGACCAGAAGGACGAGCUGAUCCAGAAGCUGCAGAACGAGCUGGACAAGUACCGCUCGGUGAUCCGGCCCGCCACGCGGCAGGCGCAGCAGCAGAGCGCCCGCAGUCUGCAGGGCGAGCAGCGGACCAAGCGGCAGGCGAUCUCGGCCGAGCCCACCGCCUUCGACAUCCAGGACCUCAGCCACGUCACGCUCCCCUUCUACCCCAAGAGCCCGCAGUCCAAGGAGCUAAUAAAGGAAGCUAUCCUUGACAAUGACUUCAUGAAGAAUCUGGAGCUGUCUCAGAUCCAGGAGAUUGUGGAUUGUAUGUAUCCUGUGGAGUAUGGCAAAGACAGCUGCAUCAUCAAGGAGGGAGAUGUGGGUUCCCUGGUGUAUGUCAUGGAAGAUGGGAAGGUUGAAGUGACAAAAGAAGGAGUGAAGCUGUGCACCAUGGGACCAGGCAAGGUGUUUGGAGAGUUGGCCAUCCUCUACAACUGCACUCGAACAGCAACUGUCAAAACUCUCGUAAAUGUGAAACUUUGGGCUAUUGAUCGGCAAUGUUUUCAAACAAUAAUGAUGAGGACAGGCCUCAUCAAGCAUACUGAGUAUAUGGAAUUUUUAAAAAGUGUUCCCACAUUCCAGAGCCUUCCUGAGGAGAUACUCAGUAAGCUUGCAGAUGUCCUUGAAGAGACACACUAUGAAAGUGGAGAGUAUAUUAUCCGACAAGGUGCUCGAGGGGACACUUUCUUUAUAAUCAGCAAAGGAAAGGUGAACGUCACUCGUGAAGAUUCCCCCAGUGAGGAUCCAGUCUUUCUCCGUACUUUAGGAAAAGGAGAUUGGUUUGGAGAAAAAGCUCUACAAUGGGAGGAUGUCAGAACUGCAAAUGUCAUUGCGGCUGAAGCAGUAACUUGUCUGGUCAUAGACAGAGACUCCUUCAAACAUCUGAUUGGUGGCCUAGAUGACGUUUCCAAUAAAGCCUAUGAAGAUGCAGAAGCAAAAGCAAAAUAUGAAGCCGAAGCUGCCUUCUUCGCCAACCUGAAACUGUCUGAUUUCAACAUCAUUGACACCCUUGGAGUCGGAGGUUUCGGACGAGUUGAACUGGUCCAGUUGAAAAGUGAAGAGACGAAGACGUUUGCGAUGAAAAUCCUGAAGAAACGUCACAUAGUGGACACGAGGCAGCAGGAGCACAUCCGCUCGGAGAAGCAGAUCAUGCAGAGCGCGCACUCAGACUUCAUUGUGAGGCUCUACAGGACAUUCAAGGACAGCAAGUACCUGUACAUGUUGAUGGAAGCCUGUCUAGGUGGAGAGCUCUGGACAAUUCUCAGGGACAGAGGUUCGUUUGAGGAUUCAACAACCAGAUUUUACACGGCGUGUGUAGUUGAAGCUUUUGCCUAUUUGCAUUCCAAAGGAAUCAUUUAUAGGGACCUCAAGCCAGAAAACCUCAUUCUGGAUCAUCGAGGUUAUGCCAAACUGGUUGAUUUUGGCUUUGCAAAGAAAAUAGGAUUUGGAAAGAAAACAUGGACUUUUUGUGGAACUCCAGAGUACGUAGCCCCGGAGAUCAUCCUGAACAAAGGUCACGAUAUUUCAGCAGACUACUGGUCACUGGGAAUCCUAAUGUAUGAACUCCUGACUGGCAGUCCCCCUUUCUCAGGCCCAGACCCAAUGAAGACCUAUAACAUAAUAUUAAGGGGAAUUGAUAUGAUUGAAUUUCCAAAGAAGAUUGCCAAAAAUGCUGCUAAUUUAAUUAAAAAACUAUGCAGGGACAAUCCAUCAGAAAGAUUAGGGAACUUGAAAAAUGGAGUGAAAGAUAUCCAAAAGCACAAAUGGUUUGAAGGCUUUAACUGGGAAGGGUUACGAAAAGGGACACUGACACCUCCUAUAAUACCAAGUGUUGCAUCUCCAACAGACACAAGCAAUUUCGACAGCUUCCCUGAGGACAACGAUGAACCACCUCCUGAUGACAACUCAGGAUGGGACAUAGAUUUUUAAUGUAUUUCUCUUACCUGCUUCUGCCUUGCUGAAGACAGCUUUCUGGGACAUGGCUGCCAGCGAAACUGAAAGAACCGGGGAGGAUUCGUGCUCGGGGUCACCAUGAUGCCUUGAUUGAUGCUGCUACAGUAACUACAGUGGCAUUAGGACUUAUUGCUUAGAUGACAAUAGUGCUCUUCAUGUUUUAUGUUCAGACUUAAUCUAGCAGUUGACAUGGUGGUCCUGACGCAAAGCCUUUCACCAGUAGAGAAAUAUGUUUUUUAUCACCACAACGAUCUUGCUACGCUCCAAUUACAAAUGUUGAAAGAUUCAUAGUGUAAGACACAAUUAAUUCUAGCUGCGAGGUACUGGCUUUAUCAGUAGGAUCAGUAGUAAUUUAUUAAGUGCUGUAGCUAAAUACAGUACAGGAUUUGGGCUUCUCUCACACUCAGCUCGGUAGGUCUUCCACUGUUGGCCAGUCCAGGAACAAAGGAGGACCACAACAGUGCUGGUCAAAGAGUUCAUGUCAAAGCAGUGGUACAGUUUGUCCUUUUUCUUUCCAAGCAGUAUUUCAUGACAAGACUGAAUGUUACUCUUCGUCUUUCUUUCUGAGAUUUUUUUUUUAACCUGGUGAAACAAAAGCACAACUGCUCUAGAUCCUGUUGAGGCAGAUAUGGGUCGCUUCUCUCAUACAGCCGAGAACAUAACGUAACAUGACGUUUGUGUUUUUUUCCUUUCCUUUGGUAGAAAUACGUAAGUGCAUGAAAAAAGAAAUCAUAACAUUCUCAGUUUCACAUAUAAAACAGUGCUUAAAUAAUGGUCCUAUAGUAAAACGACAGCAGCCAACCGGUCUUACAGUGAGCUAUUAGGCAUAAAACUAAGCUUAACUUGUAACUUUCCAGAACCCAAAGGAGAAAUGUAAGGCCCAUAAUGCAUUUUAUAGGUGCUAUGUACAUCCCUCAUCUGUGAAUAUACCGAUUCAGUCAGCCACCCUUUCAGAAAUAUGAAGCAAGAGGCAUCAUUCUCCAUCAUUCUCUCAGAACAGAUGAGUUUAUGUCUCCGUGUCUGCAUCUCUUCCAUGUUAAUUACAAAGCCGAUGAAGACAACAGAAUAUGUGAUGGAGGGCCGGUUUGCUUGCUCUGUUUUUAAAUUGCCCUUAAAAAUGUAAUCCUAAUGCCUCAUUGAACUAAAUCAGAAGGAGUUUCGCAGGAAAGUCAGUUGAAUGACACGGAAACCUGAUAUUUCUUGUGUUUGUGUGAGAUUUACUGGCCUGCCUUAUCUCCAGCACACCAUGUCCCCAGCGACCGUGUUUAAGGCCUGGGGAUGGCCAAAGCUGAGUCGACUCGUAUGAAAAAAGAGAGGAGGAAAGGAUGAUGGUGUGUAUACAUCUUCCCCUGGCUUCCACAACUUUUCCUUUGCUUUAUUGAAGCCUCUUCUCAUUUAUACAGGCAUAACAAGGGAAUCCUGUUCUAUAUGCCUACUUGUGUAGUACUUGGGACAUGAAGCGUAUCCCUUUGUACCAACAAGAAACAUCAGAUUUCCAUCUCUCUAACGGACCUCUCAAUUAGCAAACGCUGCCCCAUUUGAUCUCAAGAGCUGUUACAUACACUGGCAGUCAGAAGAUCAACUUUUGCUAACCAAUGUUCAGAAAAAAUUAUUUCUCCAGUGCUGAAUCUUUUCCAUGUUCCUAUUGAAAGCGACCCACUUAAUAGAGCAUGUUAAAAAGAUGUUUCCUCCGCUUCUUUUAGAGCACCCGCAGUGUCUGCUGUUUUCCAGCAGCCUACAGAGCUUGCUUGUCAUGGGCCCCUUCAGACCCAGUCCGUUGGCUGAAUUUUCUCCAUAGUUGUGCAGAAGGGAAGGGCAACGACAUCUGCUCUUGGACACCAGGUUAUUACUGUGCUCGCUCAUCUCAUGUAGCAGUAUGUUAAGAUUCGUUUGCCUUGAAAACUGUAGGGUAAAGACAGUCACUGCAUCUACCAGGUAUUUCCUGUAUAGGACUAGCUCUUACUUUUCCACAGAAAGGUUGAAAACACUGAAAGCAAACGCUGAACACUGGGGCUAAAAUACUCACCCAUUAUCCAAGCAGACAGGCAGAUGGGCAAUGGCCGCACUAUGGCUGAGUUGUUAACCCACCUCCUUCCAGAUUUUCACUCAAUGCUGUGCGUGCCACGGAGGAGAAAAGUUGGAGCAUCUUUUGGCUUUCUGCAGAACAGACAGGGUAGGCUGCCUCAGUGUGUAACUGAGCAGCAGAGGUUCAGUUGCCUUUGAGCAAAGGAUGGCCAGGAGCGCCGCAGCUCUCGGUGCAACUCCUUAUGGGAAGAAAGGUUUCAAGGGGCUGAUGCAUUGUUUUCUUCCUUCCUGCCUGUUUUCCUUGUGCCACACACGAGACCUGAAUCGUGUGGCAUGCACUGUACUGAAAAUAGAUUUAUUUUGGUAUCAGACACCUCACUCAACUUCUUCCAUCACCUCUACUCGGCACCCUUUAAACAACAAACUUAGCGUAUGUAUAUUAUAGACGCCUUCAUUUAUAAGUAAUAUAUUUGAGUUGCAUAAUAUAUAUAUAUAUAUAUAUAUUCACAACUGAUUGCCUCUGUGUUCCCACUUACUGUCCUUUCUUCUUUGUCUCCUUUUUUGAUAUAUGGGACGGCGGUGUAUUUACGUAAGGGGAUAUCAGCUCCCGUAUUUAAAGCAAGUGUAUUACGGUCGGUGUCAUAAGAGACAGAUGAUCUGUAGCUUCUUACAGUGCUGCAUUAUUCAUAGCAAACUCUUAUUUAACAACAGGACCACAAGCAAAUAUUUCUGUAAAUAGAUAUUUUCGUGUUGAUAUUUUGUGGUACUCAUAUAACUUUUUAUUUAGAGUUCCAUGGCAUUACUUCUUCAUUUUCUUAUUUGUAAUGUAAUGUUUUUAGAUCCAAGUAGACUUGAAUUAAUGUCAUAAUUGUCAGUAUUAGUAAACUUUAUGUCGACUGUACUGUUACUCAUCGUCCCAUAGGUUUAGAACACGAUAGCUAUCUGGCAUUGUUGCAAGUGCCUUAAAUCCAUGGCAUCCUAUAACAAAAUACAAAUUUGGUGUUAUGCUGCAUGACAAAGACAAACACACCUCAAAAUGUUGUCCUUUCUUAGCUUGCUGCUUUUUACAGUUCUUUCUGCUGACAAUUUAUAAGCCUUUAUUAUAUAAUAUUGAUGAACUACAGAAAUGAUGAAGUCGUUCUCUUAUUUCUGUUAAAUGUACCAGAGCUGUGUAUCUGUUAAUGAGAUACAGAGUCAUUUCUGUGAAAUGUAUAAAUGUAUGUGCGGGUCAAAUUAAUAUAUGACAUCCUAUCAGUCUGUACACAGGUAUUCCUGUUCCGCUAUGCCGUGCAGCUCCAGCCCAUCGUGCAGUCCAGCUCCCAUCAUCUUUUAUAAACCCACACUCAAUAUCCCGCCCAGAAAAAAAAGAUGAGCACCUGAAUGCAACUUGCCACCAAGUCUCUGUCAUGAAACCAAAUGCCCCUACGAAAGAAAAUGCCCCCCUGGGGGACGCAGCACCACAGAGCUGCCCAGAGCCUCCUCACUUCUCCCAGCGGCCCAGCGGGUGCUGUGCUGAGACAUGGGCAGCUCCAGGCAUUAGCAGCCAAAGGGAAAUGUCAUUCGGAGUUGUCUCGUCCUGAGUCCAAUCCAUGCUGUUCUGACACUGGUCCUUUAUUUUUGUGUUCUUAUUUCUCUGGUUUUUGUAUUAUGAUGGAUUCUACAUAAAAGAGUUUUUUGUUUGUCAGGAAAAAAAGGUCUGUCAUUCAACGGUUGUUGACCAGUUGCACUCUUUUGAUGUAGAUUUAAGAACUUUUUUCAUGAACUUAACCGCUUUUGUUUUGCUCUGUAUUUUCCCUGCAGCUGUAAUUGCUGAGUGCCUGUUGUAUACUUUAUAGAGUUGAAAUAAAAAUAAUUACUUUUGA